Salvia hispanica is the source of this 1481-nucleotide messenger RNA. Its product is annotated as putative serine/threonine-protein kinase PBL25. The record is from RefSeq and is a predicted model, not a curated record. Gene Ontology annotation, biological process: protein phosphorylation. Gene Ontology annotation, molecular function: protein kinase activity; ATP binding. NCBI's taxonomy places the organism in Eukaryota, Viridiplantae, Streptophyta, Magnoliopsida, Lamiales, Lamiaceae.
UCUCCAUUUUCCUCGGAAAAUGUGCAGAAAAAACAAAAGCAUUUCUUCCUUUGUCAUCACUCCUCCAAAACAUGGCUUUUGGAAAUGAUCAGGGAAUGUUGCGUGCCUUUUGAUAUAAAGGCUGUAAUAAUGACAUGUUUUUCUUGCUUCUCGACUCGAAGGAGAGCAGCAAAGAGGUACACAGAAAAGAAAAAAGGAGCAUUCCCUCCAUCCAUUCCCCAUCAAGACCCAUCUCCACAGUCACACCGUAAUUCUAGCUCCCAACAGCCAUCCAAUGAAAAUCCAAGAAAGACAGCAGUAGAAGCUACAACUAACAAGACAACUACAAGCAGCGAAGGAAGAGAGAAGAACAAUGUUGCAGGAGAUAGCAACAAUAUUGCAGCUCAAACUUUCACUUUUAGGGAGUUGGCUGCAGCCACAAAAAAUUUUAGGCAAGAAUAUUUGCUUGGUGAAGGUGGAUUUGGUCGUGUUUACAAAGGUCGUCUCGACAAAACUGAUCAGUUGGUAGCAGUUAAGCAACUUGAUCGUAAUGGGCUGCAAGGGAACCGGGAGUUUCUUGUUGAGGUUCUAAUGUUGAGCUUUUUACACCAUCAGAAUCUGGUGAACCUAAUUGGCUAUUGUGCGGAUGGCGAACAGAGACUUCUGGUGUAUGAAUAUAUGCAGUUGGGAUCUCUGGAAGACCAUCUUCUUGACCUACCCCCUAAUCGGUCACCACUACCUUGGUUCACAAGGAUGAAAAUCGCAUUACAAGCUGCCAAAGGUCUGGAGUAUUUGCAUGAUAAGGCAAACCCUCCUGUGAUCUACCGCGACCUGAAAUCAUCCAACAUCUUGUUGGACAAAGACUACAACACCAAGUUGUCUGAUUUUGGGCUCGCCAAGCUUGGACCUAUUGGAGAUAAGACUCAUAUAUCUACAAGGGUUAUGGGAACAUAUGGCUAUUGUGCUCCUGAGUAUCAACGCACAGGUCAGCUCACCGUCAAAUCAGAUGUAUAUAGCUUCGGUGUUGUUCUUUUGGAAUUAAUCACAGGAAAAAGAGCCAUUGACAGCAGAAGGGGUCCCGAGCAACAAAAUCUUGUGACAUGGGCUGAAGCCAUUUUCAUGGAGCCGGGUAGAUUCUCGGAACUGACAGAUCCACUACUUAGAGGUGACUUCCCCAAGAAAAGCUUCAACCAAGCAGUUGCAAUAUCAGCCAUGUGUCUUCAAGAAGAUGAAACUAUCCGCCCUUUGAUCAGUGAUGUAGUGACUGCGCUCGGUUGCCUUCCUUUGCAAGGGGAUGAGGGAUACUCCCGCCCUAUUUCUCCCCCCUCACCCCAUUUGACUAAUGAAAUCACGUCUAAAGAACGCGACAGAGCAGUUGCCGAAGCCAUAGCAUGGGGCUCCAAGUCUAGACAUAAUUGCGAAAAUUAGUCUUAUCAAGGUGAUAAGGGUAUCCGCUCAAGCAUGAUCAAAUAGAUUAGGCAUUUGCCAUGUCAGAAUUUUAA